UUUCAUAAUGCAAAUUUAACUCAAGCAUGUCUCUGAAAAGGGCGCAGUGUUCCUGAGUCAGGCUGAGUGGGAGCAUGUUUUGAGUUCCCGUUGAGCAGAUUGAGCGGAAGAAGAAAAAGCAGAAGCUCGAGAAGAGGAAAUGGGAAGAACACCAUCAAGCGCCAGGAUUCUGAACAAUGUUCUUCCCCGAAUGGUCGGCGACAGUUUGUUAUCCAGGCUUCUCGUGACCAAGUUCUAUUUUCCAGUUCAAAUCUUGUGCUUUCUUUUACUUUCCACAGCAACAGGAAGAAGAGAGGCAUCCCUGGGCCUAGCGACUGGGAGUCUCCAGCAGGAGCAGCAAGGAUGGGCACGACCCAUUGACAACGGAACAAUAGAUCUAGAGUGGUGCACCCAAGCUGAAACUCCAGCUGGAAAGGUCGGUUGCUGCCCGCCUCGAAGCAAAACACCGGUUGUCGACUUCGUCCACAACACCCAGCUCCCCAGUCGCCUGAGGCAGCCCGUUCACCUCCUCAGCUCGGACUACAUCGCCAAGUACAUUCGAGCCUACGAGCUGAUGAAAGCUCUUCCUCCGGACGAUCCCCGCAAUUUUGACCAGCAAGCCAAUAUCCACUGUGCCUAUUGCGAUGGCGCAUUCUUGUACGCCAACAGCACCGAAAGGCUCCACAUCCACAGGAACUGGUUCUUCUUUCCCUGGCACCGCUGGUUCCUCUACUUCCACGAGCGAAUCCUGGCCAGUUUGAUCGAAGACGACACCUUCGCGCUCCCGUUCUGGAACUGGGACAAUCAAUUCGCUUCAGAUCCACUGCCGAAUGUCAUCCCGCAGAUGUACUUGACCAAUCCUGUCCUGUUUGACGAUUUCCGCAAUCCAGAUCAUUUCCCGCCCCGGCUCGCGGAUCUCAAUUUCGUCCCUGGCGAUGGUGCCCCGAUCAGCGAUUCGAAGCAGCGCGAAGAGAACAACGCGCUCAUGUACAAGCAGCUUGUGAACGCCAGAACGACAAGAUUGUUUUAUGGUAAGGAGUACCACCCAGGUGACAGUAAGCCGGAUGGACUGGGAACAAUAGAAAGUGCCCCACAUAACACUGUUCACAAAUGGACGGGGAGCAGCGCGAAACCCCAUUUUGAAGACAUGGGGGUGUUCUACUCCGCGGCUAGGGAUCCCAUCUUCUACCCUCACCACGCCAACCUCGACCGAUUGUGGACCGUGUGGAAGACGCUGCCGCGCAACAGGAAGGGGCCCUUCCGCCCCAGAAGGGAUUACAAAGAUCUGGAUUGGCUUAAUGCAACGUUCUUGUUCUACGAUGAGAAAAGGCGCCUGGUUCGGGUGAGAGUCCGGGAUGCGCUCAAAACCGAGCAGCUGGGGUACCGUUACCAGGACAUCCACAAUGCCUGGGUGACUGCUCGGCCUUCCACCGUUGCUGGAGCGAAGUCGAAGCCUCUAGUCUCUGCUUCGCCAGAUUCACCUCCAACUGCAGCGGCUGAUGUGAUUGAAGAGUUCGGGGAGGCAGUGAGCGGCAAGAUCCAGAAACUGGAGAGUGUGUUCAGCACUAAGGUGAAGCGGCCACUGAAGCUGACCAGGCUCAAUAACAUCAUGCUCAAUAACGCGCUGGGGCUCAAUAACCUGCCGACCCUGUUCUCAGGUAGAGGUGGUGAUAAAUCUGAUGAUGAUGAUGAUGAAGUUGAGGAGAUCCUGGUGAUCCAAGGAGUGGAGCUGGAUUACAACAAGGCCACCAAAUUCGAUGUCUACAUCAACUAUCCAAAUGCGAAUGAAAACACGUCGGUCAAUGUGGUGGAGUUUGCUGGAACUUUUGUGAACGUUCCCGACUCUGCAGGGAAGGGGCACAUUAUGGAGACGGAGAUGAGGCUAGGAAUAAGUGACACGCUAGAGCAGCUAGGGCUGGAAGAUGCAGACUACAUUGUUGUCACUCUUGUUCCUAGAGGCAGCUCUGGACCAGUCACGUUCAAGGGGUUCAAAAUUAAGUACGAGACAUAGGAUUAUCUACUUGUUCGCAUUAUCAUAUGAACAUACACCAUAAACAAUGUCAAUCAUUAGUAAUGAUUGUUCCUGUUCCUGUUCCUGUUAUUCAUAUAGUAAUGAGCUGAACAUGAAUAAAUAUGCAUUGUCUUUGAGUU
Selaginella moellendorffii is the source of this 2130-nucleotide messenger RNA. Its product is annotated as polyphenol oxidase I, chloroplastic. The record is from RefSeq and is a predicted model, not a curated record. The coding region runs from base 140 to 1990 and encodes 616 amino acids. Lineage: Eukaryota; Viridiplantae; Streptophyta; Lycopodiopsida; Selaginellales; Selaginellaceae. The transcript is spliced from 2 exons. Gene Ontology annotation, molecular function: catechol oxidase activity.